AUGGGCAAGGUGAGGAGAGCGUGCACGAGCUGCAAGCGGCGGCGGGUGAAGUGCAACUUCGAGAUUCCAUGCAGCCGAUGCAUUGACCGCGACCGCGCGAGUCUGUGCACGCGGGACCCCGUGGAGUCGGACGUUCUACUUGCCAAGGGCCAGGAGGACGAGCUAUUUUUUGCCCGGGAGAACAAGGUGUUGAAGCGGCGGAUCCGCGAGCUCGAGGAGACGAUAUUUCAGGAGGCCAAGGCGCGCGGGGCGGCCAGCCGUGCAACCUUUACGAGUCGGAACUCGAGUCCCGUUGCCGUGGAUCACGAUAGGGCCUGGAAAACGUACGCACAGACGGUGGGGGCUUUGAAACAGGCGCUUGUGGAGCGGUUCACAGACGUCGACAGUCUCUACGCGCAAGAUAUCGAGGAAUGGGCGCUUUUCAAGAGCACCACCCCGACCUCGGCGAAAACAGAGAUCUGGAACCAGCAGCUACGGAUGGUCAAUUCCAUCGACAAGUCGCAGUCCGAUAUCAUUCUCCAGGCCGCCGUGGAUGUCUCGUUUCUGCACAAUGUCCUGGACACAGACGAGUUCCUGCUACAGUACAACAAUUACUGGCAAACAGAGCAGGAGAAACACGUUACUCCGUUUUACUCGAAAAACGAGAAAACGUACUUGUUCAUGUCGCAAUACUACGCCAUGAUGUGCAUUGGCUCGUACUACUCGGACGACGCGCUGCAAAAACGUCUCGGGUACUCGGAUGCAGACUGGGACUCGCUGUCGCGGGCGUUUUUCUCGUGUGCGUACCACUGUCUCUCACGGGGCCGUUUUUUAACGUACCCUGAUCUGCGAGCGAUCCAGUCGUUUGGACUCAUGCGGAUCUGCUGUCAGGUGGUUGGCGGGGUGGACUUGCAGUACUCACUGCUGGGAAACUUCUGCUACCAUGCACGCAAUCUCGACCUGGACAAACUCACCGAAAACGAUGACCAGCUUAAAAUCCGGUGCUGGUGGUCGCUGGUGAUCACAGACUGGUACGACAGCGACUUCCGCACGUCGAUGAUCAUGGUGGACAGUUUCACGACGCCGUUGCCGAACCGCUGGAUCGCUCCCAAGCUCAUCAACGAGCAAAACAUGUACCAGAUCAUGGGGUGUCGGGUGUCCACCAUCAAGAAACGGUACUAUUUUGCUCCCAGACUGUCGGCGCAACACCUGCGAAUUGCCGAGUCUGAGCUGCUCGACCUGGAGAAACAGACCAUAGCAGACCUCAGCUACGCCAGCUCCUCGUUCACGGCCACCUACUCCAGGUUUCUCGCAGAGUAUCUCUUUCUGUACGAACGGCUCACCAUUUACUGUCGAAUGUGCGAGUUUUGCCCCAAACACGAGUGGCUGGCCAGUUACUAUGCGAAAUGCGUCUCGUGUGCAACAGACAUCCUGCUGACUUACACCAGCGAUGAAACACCAGCAAUGUACCGCAAGCCGUGGUUCAUGCCGGACGUGGCAGUGUCUGCUGCGCUGUUUCUUCUGGUGGACUUGGCUUCCAACAAGGACACCCAGCUCAACAAACCACAGGUCCUUGGUCUUGCGGAGAAACUGCUUGUCGUGCUGCGCUCGUAUCGCCAAACCAUCCGGCCAGCUUUGCGGGGUGCGUACAUUGUUGAGAAACUGAUGCACGUUUCGUUUGGAAGACCAAAGUCUGCGACUCCAAUGGCCAAUCCCUGGACCGAAGACCGAGGAUGGCGCGAGUUCGUGAGCUCAUUGGACGAGUUCACCAUGAAAACAGACUUCAUGUGGUGA
Molecule: messenger RNA, 1773 nt
Organism: Ogataea philodendri
Lineage: Eukaryota; Fungi; Ascomycota; Pichiomycetes; Pichiales; Pichiaceae
Exons: 1
Coding region: 1-1773 (590 amino acids)
Biological process (GO): regulation of DNA-templated transcription; DNA-templated transcription
Molecular function (GO): DNA binding; DNA-binding transcription factor activity, RNA polymerase II-specific; carboxy-lyase activity
Source: RefSeq, a predicted model, not a curated record